Messenger RNA from Huiozyma naganishii CBS 8797, 1530 nucleotides. RefSeq lists its product as uncharacterized. The transcript has a single exon. The record is from RefSeq and is a predicted model, not a curated record. NCBI's taxonomy places the organism in Eukaryota, Fungi, Ascomycota, Saccharomycetes, Saccharomycetales, Saccharomycetaceae. Bases 1 to 1530 code for a protein of 509 amino acids.
AUGAAGUUUACCUCAGUCUUUAAGCGGACCAGAAAGGCCGUCAAAGAACGGUUUGUUAACCUGGCCAAAAAGCCAGAAACCCAAAAUUUUAAGUUUGACAUGGAACAUUAUGUUCACCCAACAAGCUGCUCAAUCUGUCAGGGUAUUAUCCCUAAUUGUGUUUGUGACCUGCUGCAAAAGGUGGAUAAUGGCGAGAUACCCGCAGACGAAAUUCUGAUCGCCUAUUUGCAGAAGCAAGACACAAUAAGAAACACAAUUGUUACAAAGGAAGAGUAUGCAACAAAAGUCCUGGGAAACGCAUACGUUCAAACUGACAAGUUCGAUAGUCAGGAGCUUAUGACCUCUUCGGGCCUCAAUGAUCCUGUCACUGUCUCAAAAAAACAAAAAACAGCCACCUUUAAGAAUAAGAUGCAUAAUAUAACCGCAAAACUUUGGUUCUUAAUUACCAAAAAGUCCACACUAUCCACCGACGUUGAAACAUUGACCGAUAAUGCCUCAAUCGACCGCUCCCAACCCAUUUUGUCUUUAAACCCUGAAGUGAACGCUCAUCCCCCAACUGAGUUAGUAACGGAAAGAAGAGAGGUUGCCACUACUCCCCCAACGGUGAGCAGCCUCGUAGUAUCAACAGAAGAAGAAGACAUAUGUGUAGAUGGCUUAGAACAAGACAGAAAAGGCCAUGAGAAAACGCACAAAGCCCCAGUUUUGCACUUAUCAGACCUGUGCCGCUGGCAGACGGUUACCGACUUCGUGGACUCUCAGUAUAACUGGUGUGAAGAGAUGAUUACUGGUUUGGAAGAAUGCUCUAAGGUGUACAGAUUAAGAGGCUUCUAUAAAGCAAGAAAUGAGGCAAAGGCAACAGCCAAAGCCCUGUUCCGGCGCUUAUUCAAAUGUGAUAUUAGUCAAGAACAAGUAACUUCAUCUGAGCACCUAGUAAACAAUCUAAAAUUGGGCAACUCUUCAGGGUUUACUGCAGCUGUGGUUAAAUACUACACCAUUUUGACGUCAGAAGAAAAUACAUGGCGCCAGUAUAGACACCUUCUCGGCAUAUCCUCCAAUUAUGACAAUUUGAUGAGACAGAAUAUUGAUAACAACCGCUACGAGGGCAAUACUGCUAAAGGAGUCAGACGUGAAAUCAAUGGAGUGACAGACCAAAUGUUUAACAAAGUUAUCUUAAUUGAUAAGUAUCAAAAAGAGAACACCACCAGCUUGGUCGGCCUGGGCAAGAUCCUCGAGGACGGACACAACCUAACAGUGGCCAUUGAAAAUGCUAAAGACGAGGUGGCAAGAAUGAGACUUGAGUCAGAAUUUCAACUCUACAAGAGCAAGUGCCUAAAGAAGAUUCACAAGGAACUGGGUUUGAUGGAAAUUUUGAGCAAGAGACACAUCUACGAGGUAAAGCGUUUCUCGGAGAUCAUAGAAGAGAAGACAGAGAUUUACCGCUACAUGUGCGAUAUUGACAGUCGUACUACUUUUCAAGUCACUCUAAAAGAGAAUGCCACAUGGAUGAAGUGUCUGUUGACUAAAUACUAA